Molecule: messenger RNA, 1359 nt
Organism: Penicillium alfredii
Lineage: Eukaryota; Fungi; Ascomycota; Eurotiomycetes; Eurotiales; Aspergillaceae
Exons: 1
Coding region: 1-1359 (452 amino acids)
Source: RefSeq, a predicted model, not a curated record
AUGUUCUCCAGGAAGAGUGUCGCAAUUUUGCUGCUCCCGCUGCUACAGGGGAGUAUCGCAGGGCUCAUCCCCCGAGCAGAGACAUCGGGUGCGAAUGGAAAAACGCCCAACAUCGCCUUUUUCCGUGAAGAUGUCAUAGUCCCAGUUGGGCAGAAGGCCGUGGUCGAAUUCGAACGCAUGCCUACCGUUGGAGCCAACGUCCCGGCUUCGAUCUACUCUUUGUCAACUACCGUCACGGUCCCGGCCGGUUAUACUGCUGUGAUCCGUACCGUGGCGGAUUCGGCAGCAACAAACAGCGGUGCGCCCAAGCCCCCGCCUGCUGCAAGGACCUCUGCUUCCGCGGUGAACUCGAACUCGGCUUGGGGAGGAAGUGUGCCAGUUGCUUCAUCUUCUUAUAACCCUCAGGGUUCAAACACGGGUGCGCCCAAGCUCAACACCGGAUCUACCAAUAAAACGCCGACGUUUUCGCCCAAUACCUCGACGGCAAAGAUCAACAGGCCUCAACAGAGCUCUCAAUCUUCUGAAUCGUCUGCGCAGUCGAAAACGCCGUCUCGGGGCUCGAAUCAGACCCCAACUAUUACCAAGCCUCGAGGAUCUAUUACGCCCACCCCGACACACACCCAAACCGAGUGGCCCUGCGAGGUCUUCGGGGGUGAAUACUGCCAAUGCUCUUACACGGAUAAGCUGGGUCAGAAACACUAUACGACAAUGCCGCUCCCGUCCGAUGCCCAGUGUACCAAAUGGAGCAAAUACCCAGGUCCCACAAGCCAUACCGCCGAGCACACCCCAACCCCCGUCAUCAUUUCCGACUACACCUCCAGCAACACCAACGGCUUCGAGGGAGUCUGGCAAAGCGCAACUCUCAAAUACAUGGGAGUCGACAAUGGAGCAGGCACCCAGCUGCACGAAACCGAGACCAUUCCUGUUGGCACCCCGACCAAGAUCAUUUCGACCGCUACGCCGACUGCCCAUUGCGCCUAUUGGCGGUACUCGGGCCCGUCGGGCGAUGCGUCAUGCACUUCCCAGGAGGGCACCUUCCUGGGCGUGGUUUGGGGUAUUGAGCAUUGGGAUGUUGAUCCCAAAGACUUGCAACGAAUGAUGAGCCUAGCUGGUUUCAACGUCCAGAGGAAUACUGACCGCUGGGGUACGGUGGCAUCAAUCGAUUUGGGCAGUGACAUGCAUAGCCUGCCACAGAAGAUCAAAAACGCCAACGGCCCUGCUCUUAAAUGCACGCAGCCUCCUCAGGACGGCCCUGACAAGUGUCCACAGGGAAGACCGCACCCGGCUGGGGAAAUGAACUGGCUUCAUAAUACCUUCCCGAAGUUCAACAUUGGUGCUUAUCCGCUUGUUCCUUGGUGA